GCUCGAGUACACUGCUCUCGAUCUCGUCGCAGAGCCUAGGCCCGUCCAUUUCAGCCCGAAACCCAACCAUUCAAAAGAAAGAAUGGUUAAUUGGAAACGACCCUUGACUCUCAUAUACCGAGACAACCAUAAGUUUGGAACCGCUCUCUACGAACCCACUCUCGAUGAAUGCGAGAGACGCUACACAGGUUCGCUGGGCAGGACCUCUUUCCGUCCGGAUAGACCGGAUUUGCCUUCUUUCGGAGAGAAUUCCAUCCUGCAAGCAACUAUGCGACGAGAUGGGUCUUCUUCAAGGGCUUCAUCGAGACCGAAAUCUCUGUAUGAAGAUCUGCACGAGCAACGACAGCUGAGCCGGAAUCGAUCGGCGGCUGCCUUGAACGAGGAAAGCGGCAGCUAUCUGACCGAAGACCGGGCUCGAACUCCGAGGAGGCAGCUCAAUCGUCGAGAGUCCGGCUCGAUCCGGGACCUCAAAUCCGAGAUCGAAGACAUCCAGACCAGAAUAGCCGAACGAGAGCGCUGUGCACGUCAGGACGCCUCCGCGCUCCGUGAUAUCAUGGGCGGCCGCGUGGCCGAGUUGACCGCGAUGCUUCGCCAAGCCGAGGCGCACAAUGUCGAAUGCCAGAAGAUACUGCACAGACAGGCUCAGCUGAUGAACGAGCUGCAGACCCACUGUCAAGAGUUGGACAGGAGAUUGGCCGACACCAUCGAUGAGCUCGCUGCAUCGAAUAACAAAUGCAGGAGUCUCCACUCGCAACUGGAAAGCCUCCGCGACUGAGUCCGCUCAAUCGAUGUAACUGUUCGGAAGGUCCAUCGCGAGCAGGAGAGAGGUUCAUUAUUAGUGAUUCGUGCUUGUAUAUAACCCUGGAUCAUUUGUCGACCGUAGAUGAAGGUAACGAUAAGUCCGAAU
This is a messenger RNA of Galendromus occidentalis (western predatory mite), 907 nucleotides long. RefSeq lists its product as uncharacterized. Bases 83 to 775 code for a protein of 230 amino acids. The record is from RefSeq and is a predicted model, not a curated record. The transcript is spliced from 7 exons. Lineage: Eukaryota; Metazoa; Arthropoda; Arachnida; Mesostigmata; Phytoseiidae.